UGCAGUCUCACUCUCCUCCUCGUCUGUCUCCUUUCCUGCUCUUUUCCCCACCUCUCUCUCUCUCUCUCUCUGCAUCUCACCCUCCUGCUCCUCCACACUCCUUCUGUUUUCAUUCAGGCUGUUUACCCGUGUCCUCUUCUAUUGCCCAGUCCUUUCCUUCUCUUUGCCUCCCUCGUUGCUGCUGCUGCUGCUCUGCCAGCCUCACCCUAUAUCCCUCCCAUCCAUCAAAUCCUCCUCCUCCUUCUCCUUUUGGAGACCUUAAAAGCUGCUCAGCAAACAUAGCAUAACACACUCCUCUCCUGCGAGGGUAAAACAUGUCAACCGUCCUGGACCUGGAGCAGAUUUCACAUGCUGGGAAUGAUUUGGAGCAUGACAUUGAGACUCCACACGGGGUUCUCCAUGUGACGAUGAGAGGUGUUCCCAAGGGCAACAGACCUGUCAUCCUCACCUAUCACGACAUCGGACUCAACCACAAGUCCUGCUUCAACACGCUGUUCAACUAUGAGGACAUGCAGGAGAUCACCCAGCACUUUGCUGUGGUCCAUGUGGAUGCCCCCGGGCAGCAGGAAGGUGCACCUCCCUUUCCCAGUGGAUAUCACUACCCUACCAUGGACGAGCUGGCUGAAAUGCUGCCCUCUGUGAUGACUCAGCUGAAGGUCAACAGUGUGAUCGGCAUUGGUGUUGGAGCAGGAGCUUAUGUUCUCACCCGCUUUGCACUGAACCAUCCCAGCCUGGUCGAAGGACUGGUUCUGAUCAACGUCGACCCAUGUGCUGAAGGCUGGAUCGAUUGGGCUGCUUCCAAGCUUUCUGGAUGGACCAGUAACUUGGUGGACAUCGUCAUGGCUCACCACUUCAGUACUGAUGAGCUGACAGAAAACCAGGAGCUGAUCCAGACCUACCGCCUCCACAUCGCCCAGGACAUCAACCAGGACAACCUGGCCCUGUUCUGCAGCUCCUACCAGUACCGCCGUGACCUUGAGAUCGAGAGACCCAUCGUGGGGUUAAAUGAGGAUACGGUGAACACACUAACGUGCCCUGCCUUGCUGGUGGUUGGGGACACAUCUCCUGCUGUCGACGCCGUGGUGGAGUGCAAUUCCAGGUUAAACCCCACCAAGACCACACUGCUAAAGAUGGCUGAUUGUGGAGGUUUGCCACAAGUCGUUCAGCCAGGGAAGCUUGCUGAGGCAUUCAAAUACUUUGUUCAGGGGAUGGGAUAUAUUCCCUACGUUCUCCUCAGUCACCUGAGCAACGAAUCAGUGCCUACAGCGGGAAUGACUCGUCUGGCUCGCUCGCGCACCGCCUCCUCCUCCAGCAUCACCUCCAUGGAGAGCAGCCGCAGCCGCAACAACAUCAGCAGCCUGCUGGAGGGAAACGCCGGCGCCGGCAGCCUGGACAACCAGGUGGCACCUCAGACCAUGGAGGUGUCCUGUUAAACCCCGCCUCCUUUCACACUCUCAUAGUAAUUUAUAUAUCCCCUCUCUCUCUUUUCUCACUCGUCCUGCUCCAAAGCAAUUUGAUGCCGGGGGAGUGUGUGUGAUUAGAAAGGAGGAUCUAAUAAGUAUAUUAACAGAUGCAUAUUAGAGGAUAUGUUAUAAACACACACAUAUAUAUAUAUAUAUAUACUGUCAAAGUCCUGUUACUAACAUAAACCAGGAGUACAUUCAGAUGUUGUAUAUUUAAAUGUUUUAAACCAUUGGAUUGAGUCCCCUGUCAAACCUUGUAUUUAUUUUGUCUUGUUUGAAUCCUCUUUAUACACUGUAGAAAUCCUCUGUUCAACCAAGCUUUUUUUUUUUAUUUCUAACGUGUGUUUUCCAACCAUUCUGACUCACUCUGUUUCUAUUUUUAAAUCUACCACAAUGCAAAGAAUAAAUCGGAGAACAAAGGUGUUCAGAAACGGUACUGGUACCUGUUGUUGUACAGUGGGUCUCUGAAGUGUGCGCAGACCUGUAAAAAUACCAGGUAGUAGUGAUGUACAACAAUGAUAGAUCAUUUUAGAUGCGUUUCUGCAUAUGCUGUGAGGUUUAUCCUGUUUGAUCUGACUUUAAAAACAGCCCAGAGGUGUGCAGACCUUUAAGGCAUGAUUUGGUUGAAGCGCCUUUUGAUUACUUUUUAAACAUCUUAUUGUACAAAAGUAGCAGUCAGGGGAAGGGUACAAAAAUGUUCCAAUGCAUUAUUUAUAUUUCAUAUUGAAGACAGUCACCAAUAGUUGGAGUAAAUGUGAGGUUACCUUAAGUGUAAAGUACCUUUUUAAUCAGAGCUGCUGCUGUCCUGCAUGAACCAAGCUUCACCGUCUUCCUCAUAUGUCUGAACUUUAGGAGCAGGAUGUGACAAACAGGCCUGGCCUGACUGCAACCUUCCCAAACCUCAUAGCAGGCAGAUGAAAUUAGAGAACCUUCCCAAAUAAGCUAGUUUUGACUGAAAGCCGCCAGGAGGGUGGGGGCAGAGAUAAGGGAAACUGAUGGACCCCCAACAAAGAAGACUGAAUGCUGACUUUGAAAUAGAAGCGAUUUAAACAGUUGUUGAGCUGUGCACACCCCAUCUACCAGGUUAUUGCAGCUUAUUAACUUUCCGGACUGAUGAUUUUUUUUUUUUUUCUGGAGGGGGAUAAAGGAUAAAUUCUACAAUAAAUUCUUU
Molecule: messenger RNA, 2634 nt
Organism: Cyprinodon tularosa
Lineage: Eukaryota; Metazoa; Chordata; Actinopteri; Cyprinodontiformes; Cyprinodontidae
Gene: ndrg3a
Product: ndrg family member 3a
Exons: 15
Coding region: 315-1433 (372 amino acids)
Biological process (GO): signal transduction
Cellular component (GO): cytoplasm
Source: RefSeq, a predicted model, not a curated record